Messenger RNA from Chanos chanos (milkfish), 720 nucleotides. Its product is annotated as claudin-10-like. Bases 1 to 720 code for a protein of 239 amino acids. The transcript is spliced from 5 exons. Lineage: Eukaryota; Metazoa; Chordata; Actinopteri; Gonorynchiformes; Chanidae. The record is from RefSeq and is a predicted model, not a curated record. Gene Ontology annotation, cellular component: bicellular tight junction; membrane. Gene Ontology annotation, molecular function: structural molecule activity.
AUGUCAGCGAGAGAAAUCGUGGCGUUCUUGGCCGGCCUGGUGGGACUCGGUGCUACCAUUGGGGCCACUGUGUCAAACGAAUGGAAGAGUACCAGCAGGGCCUCCUCCGUCAUAACGGCCACAUGGGUUUUCCAAGGGCUUUGGAUGAACUGCGCGGGGAACGCCAUCGGAGCGGUGCACUGCCGACAACAUCAUACCAUCCUCAAUCUGGAAGGUUACAUCCAGGUAUGCAGAGGUCUGAUGAUUUCCGCUGUGUGUCUGGGUUUCUUCGGAAGUGUCUUUGCUUUGGUGGGCAUGAAAUGUACCAAGAUUGGAGGAACAGACCAAAUCAAAGCCAGAAUCACUUGCUUUGCUGGGUUCAACUUCAUACUGAGUGGUUUCUGCUCUCUUACCGCCUGCUCCCUGUAUGCCCACAGGAUCACCUCUGAGUUUUUUGAUCCCAUGUUUGUUGCCCAAAAAUACGAACUGGGAGCUGCGUUGUUCAUUGGUUGGGCGGGUUCAGCGUUAUGCAUUUUGGGAGGUGUCAUUCUCUGUUUAUCUUUGUCGGAUGGCAUCAGUAGGAGUUCAAGCAGGGCAGACAGAAAAGGCCAUGCUUACAGCGGAGCUGCCUCUUUACUGUCCUCUCGGACCAAGGCAAAUGGUCAUUCCACCAACUACCACCGACCACCACCAAACUACAGCACUUCCUCCAGGGAGUUUGAUAAGAAUGCCUAUGUGUAA